CAUUUGCAUAAGUAUCCGACGACAGCACAUCCCCGAAAGUGUGGUUUUUGAAUCCUCAUCAACAAUAAAAACCAAUUCCUUCUUCAUAGAAUACUACAACCAACUUGCAGAAAUCUUAUUUCAACCUUCCUCAUCGCCUUGCACAAUGGUUGCCGCCUUUUCACCACUCAUGCCACAGUCUGCAUCACCGAUUUCAUUUAAUCGCUUCGGACCGAAACCUUCGAUAUGGAAUAAACUCCAGCUCCCCAGUAAAGCCAUUCUAGGCGGCGUCGCUCAGUUGCUCCUUAGCAGAUAUCUCCCAGGCGAAUGGGCGUUUGUACCCCUUGGUAUUUGUGUCGCCAUCGCCGCCAUUGGCCAUCUCGCAGCACCAAAGCCAAGUGCACCUCCCAGUUACAUCCCUCCUACAGGCACUUCUGCGCAGUUUCCCGAGGCUGAUGGAACAUACUCGAACAAGCCUUCCAGUCGCAGCUUGGUGGUGCUCCAUCUUGGAGUGCAGUCAAACCAUCCCAACGGUUUUGCGGCUCCCGGGUUCAAAGAAACGUCAGACUGGUUUAUGGAGAUGCAUCAUGAUCUGAUGUCAAAACGUGAGGAGUAUGGCCUUCUCAGUGCGUCGCAUUGGCAGCCGGCUCCGUCGAAUGGACAAACUUCCAUGGCGGUGUAUUAUUUCCGUGACCUGGAAGCUCUAAAUAAAUUUGCCCACGAUCCUAUCCAUCGCCGCUACUGGGAUGCAUUUGUGGCUCUCAAGAAGCCUUACGUUGGCGUCUUUCACGAGCUGUUUGAGGUUCCUGCUGGAAACUGGGAGAGUACAUAUCUUAACUGCCAGCCAGUGUCGCUCGGUGCUGCGACAGUUCCUAUCGAGGAUCCCGUAGAUGGCUCUAAGAGGUGGGCAAAUGUACUGGUCUCUUCAAGAAACCCAGUUCUGAAGUCUAUGUGGUCAAGGAUGGGCCGCCAGCAGAACGGCGAGCAGAAAGAAGGAUACUAAGUUUGUUUACGGACGAAAACUACAUGGGUCACGCAUUUCAAUGGCGCAAGUUUGAGCAUAGAAAUAUUUUCUUUACAGGCAACAUAUAAUAAUAAUGCAUUCUCUCCUCAGUCAAAUAGCCCUACAGAUCUAAGAUUAUCAUGUUGGCUGACAUGGCGUCAAUAGACCCCAGGCGCAGUGUACCGUCCUUCAAAGCCCAGGUUCCGUUGCCCCAUUCAACACUCUUGAUGCUUGAGGGCUUGAUUGAAUCUGGUAGAGGAACUCUUACGGUUCUGUUGAUGGGCUCAUACCCACCGUUAACCACGUUUAGCAACACUUGGUUUUCGUAUUUCCAGUAAGCUGCAUCAACCACCUUGUUGCACUUGGUGGGAAGAGGCUGCGCCUCACUGAGAACGAUGAAAUCACGGACUGGCACCUGAGCUACAACCUUGGCGUACUUUCCAUGAAUUUGAGCAAGAGCAUCACUGGUAGGCCAAACCCAAGAGAUGAUGGACUUGGCAUGGUGGUUGAAAGCCAGAGCAUUCAUGACGACUUCUUCGGCAGGGGUUGGGUCCCGGAACCAAUAGUCCUCUCCGUGGAAGCUCUGAGGGUUAUGCACCUUUGUCUUGGGCCACAGCCCGAGCCACUUCUCAUAUUGGAUAAGGUCAUCCAAACGGGAGGGCACGUCCUGUACAUUUCCGUGACAGUUGUCACAUCCGCAGUCACCGUAAGUUGCAUUGCAAGCGGUACCCCAUUUCGAAAAAGUGGAGUUGAUGGCAAUGGGGUAUGCGUCUUCCAUGAUGAAAUCAAAACCGCGAGUGUAAGGGCCAAAAUAGUAGUUUUGGCAGUUGAGAGUAACAGCAACAGGAUGGUACGGGUCAAGUUUGUGGAUCAAAUCUGUUACCGCGAUAGUCGUGUUGAAUGGGUACUGCCAGCCGUCGGGCUCAUCUGUACCCCAGUACGAGUAGAUGUUUUCGUGGUCCUUGACAGCUGUCACUUGGCUUUCAACUAAGCUGAGAUUACGGAAAUAAUCCCGCAGGUCGUACAUGUAAUGCAUGUCUGGUAGAGUAUUCAUGUAGGCAAAUGCAGCAGGAUUCCUGGUGAUGGGUGUCAAGGGGACCAUGCCAUUGAGCCCGAGAUCAGAGUAUGCCUUAAUCCUGGCUUGGUAGUCGUCCUCGCAGAAGAGCCCCACGCAUUGAGCAUAAAACCCGUAGGGAAGGAUUGGCUGGAACUGGCCCUUGGUGGCACUGUUUCGGAAUAGCAUACCACCGUGGAGGUUGUCAAUUUUAGUUACGCUGCCCGAUUUCUUCUCAGGGAGAUAGAAGAACUCGCUGGACACAGUGAUGUUGGGGCUGCCUGCUUCGGGAGCACCAAAUAAGACGACCUGAUACGGUUCCAGACUGGGUUGAACAGACGUCAAGUUAAACUUGAAUAGGUUACCAGUUGUUCCGGGCUGGACAUGAUUGGAUACCAAAACAUUGUUGUUGGAAACCAUAUUGACUGUAAAGACAACUGGCGGCGCGGUGGCAGGGUUCGCCAGCCCGGGCCACUUGGACCCGAACCAUUCUGAAACGGCAGCAUUGACGAUGAAUUCGGCUUCAUUCUCGCUCUCGAUAUAGACACUAUAACGCGGCUUGAAUUGAAUGUGAAGUGCGGGACCGUCGGCAAGACGAGCAGGCUCAACAGUCUGGCCACCUGGGUUGAAGCUGGGGUAUCUGUAAACGGUCAAUCACCUGUAUGUUAUGUAGUAUUGAUAAUUCAUCCUUACUCGGGCUUGUAGACUUUUCCGCACCAUCGCGGCCAUUCGGGGUGCACACCCGUGUCCUGGGUUUGGGCGAGCCCAAUCAGAGACACGACCAAGGCUAGAAGCUUCAUAGUUGGCAGCUGGCAACUGACAGCUGUCGGAUCCCGUGACUGAAGUUGGUGGUGAUUUCUCUUUUACGCGUUUCACGCCCGAAGAAAGUCAAUAGUCGCUCUGAAUUAUUCGAAAUCUGCGCGUGAGGGGAUUACAUACCUCGCUGCGCGCUGCUGUAACGUGGGAUCGCAUACAGCUCUUUACCUAUUUAGGUAGGUUCUCAAAUUCCCCCGCAGAUGACGAUCAAGCCCGUCGGCUAAUUUGCCCCCAACCCAGCAGUGAAGAAUUGUUUUUCUUUUUGCUGGCUCAGCAGAGCAGAGGCCAUCUUAUUCUUGCGAUCAUCUUGGCUUUCAAUCUACUAGUGUCGAUGAUGGACACACGAUAAGCGACUACAGCACCAAUGGGAGAGGAACCCGCGUCUUGGUGCCAAUCUGGGUGGCGUACGACAAGACAGCAAUGCUGAAGCCACAACGAGGGUGUGAAGGUACGAAGAGAACUAUAACUAUAUCGAGAGAAGACAGCACCGGUCAUAUUGUGAACUUGCUAUUCAUUUUCUGAUGGCGUACCACUGGAAAUGCAUGCUGGUGUCUGACACGAUGCCACAGAUCUUGCGGCAUCUGCAUGAAGAACAAAGUUGUGGCGUCGUCUCCUGGUCACCCCUCAAGGCCUCCAUUGGAAUUGGCUAAGGACAACCCAAAAUGACUCUCGUAUCAUUGAAAACAUGAGAACGCAAGCAAAAUGGUGUUCUCCCUCUGGGCCGACGUCCUGUAGCCUUGGC
Molecule: messenger RNA, 3594 nt
Organism: [Torrubiella] hemipterigena
Lineage: Eukaryota; Fungi; Ascomycota; Sordariomycetes; Hypocreales; Clavicipitaceae
Source: the annotation of a GenBank genome assembly